This is a messenger RNA of Rhizopus microsporus ATCC 52813, 677 nucleotides long. RefSeq lists its product as uncharacterized. The record is from RefSeq and is a predicted model, not a curated record. The transcript has a single exon. NCBI's taxonomy places the organism in Eukaryota, Fungi, Mucoromycota, Mucoromycetes, Mucorales, Rhizopodaceae. The coding region runs from base 44 to 661 and encodes 205 amino acids.
AACCCUCUUCUUCUCAGCUACAUUAAUAUAUCCAUCGUGAACAAUGUUAAUUGAUCCAGCUACCGGCCGUCAAAUCAUCUGGGGAUUCAUGCUCGAAAACGCCUAUUUUACUGAGUUUGAUAAAGCUAAUCAUGCAAUUAUCGAGAAAGCCUACAGUCAGCGCAAGAGAAAGCAAACAAGCCAUUACGUCGUCAUUCGCGAUUCACACUUGUCUAGUCCAGUAAAAGUCUACUUUGGUGUAGAACAGGUUCACCUUCGAAUGCCUGGCACGCGCUAUUACGUGAAAAGAGUACUAACUAAACCGGCACCUCAAGAGGUCAUGAUGCUCUCACCCAAUCGCACGCUCUCUACUGUUUCUGCUAGUGGGUUUCCGUUUAAUGAACGCCUUAUCCUUCCGGAUUACUCAAACUUGUUCCAGGGAUACUCGGGGUUAAGUGAAUGUUAUGUUAAUUUGCCGGCAAAUAGCUAUCAGUAUGACGUAGAGCAGGACUCAGCCUAUGCCUUGACAAGUGAUGCCCUUACUCCCGACACAAAUGUUGCAUGGCCUAAUCUACCAGACCCCAUUUCAUGGUACGUGUCUCAUGGUGUCUUUUCCUAUGCAGGGUUGAAAGCGCCGUUACUAACGGAGACCAAUGACGAUUUGAUGCAAGCUUUUGUAUAGUUUUUUUUUUUUUUUU